CCCGAUAACCGACAUGCUCGCACUAUUUAUCUGCCUUCACGCGGAGAGAGACUUCGACGAGGCAACGCAGCUUCCUCCUCUUUCUCUUCUCCUAGUUCCUUGGGCCGCCGUCGGACCAAGAGGACCCCAAGAUGGUAACGUCUACGGCGGUGAACAUGUACCCGCUCGCUAACUACACUUUCGGGACGAAGGAGCCCAAGAUGGAGAAGGACACCUCCGUCGCCGAUCGCCUCGCUCGCAUGAAGGUCAACUAUAUGAAAGAAGGUAUGCGGACGAGUGUUGAGGCGAUUUUACUGGUACAGGAGCACAACCAUCCCCAUAUAUUGCUACUGCAAAUUGGAAAUACGUUUUGUAAACUUCCUGGUGGACGUCUGAAGCCUGGAGAGAAUGAAAUUGAGGGUUUGAAACGGAAGCUGUCUAGCAAACUUGGUGCCAACUCACCUUCCUUCCAGCAAAAUUGGCAGAUUGGAGAGUGUGUUGCUGUGUGGUGGAGGCCAAACUUUGAAACAGCAAUGUACCCAUAUUGUCCUCCUCAUAUUACCAAGCCCAAGGAGUGUAAGAAGCUUUUUCUUGUUCACCUGCCAGAAAGAGAAUUCUUUGCUGUUCCCAAAAACUUGAAGUUGCUUGCUGUUCCAUUGUUUGAACUGUAUGACAAUGUUUCGAGAUAUGGACCUAUUAUCUCAACCAUUCCACAACAGUUAUCAAGGUUCCAGUUCAACAUGGUCAGUUCGUGAAGAUGGUAGGCGGGUUUCAUGAUAGAGUUCUUGAUUAACUGAUCCUCAGGACCUUCAAAAUGUGCAUGCAGCAGCAAGAUAAAUGAAGCUAGUCCAACGUAACUUGAGCGCCUUUGGUUACUCAAUUUAUUGUUUAUUUUUCUGUGCAAACAUAUAGAACUGGUUGAUCCAUGCAUGGGAUUUUCUUCUUUUAUAUGUAAGCUUGACAUGGGCAGUUGGACUUACAAGCUGUCAUCAUGUAGUCUAUAAAAAAGAUUGGCUCAUCUAUAGUUCCGAUGUUAGGUUAGAGAAUACGUAAGAGGGCUGAAACAGAUGAGAGACCGAUAGCUAUUGCAUGUUGAAGCUUACGUGUGAUUACAGGUGACUUGCUAAAUGUUUGAUCCAGAUGGGGUAAAUUUUGCGUGAGCAGAUGUAUUACAAAAUCCAGUGGGGUAGAUAUUUUUAUAUAUUUAUGCAGUUAAUUUGAUUUGUCUAAGAUAUGGGAGCUAUAUCUAUGUUCUCGUCGACUGUUUUUUUUUUAUGAAGGCCUGUAGUUAGUCAUUUCAGGGCACCAUGUUAGGACCAUUUCAAGAUAAAAGAAAACAUGUUUGAAGCUCUGUUGUGAUGAAAUUUGAGAACUUUAUAUUUGGAAAUCUGAGCUGGAGUCGUUGUAAUGCGAAUAUCAAAUCUCUAGUUCUUGGUACGGAAACCUCGGCUCCUGAAUGGGUGUGGAUUAUAUCACCUGAGCAUUGCUUUUUUUCAGAUGGUGGCACGUCUGAGCUUAUGCAAUCCACCGUCUGGGGGCCGUCCAUGUUAUCGCUUUGGUCCCCUAACAGGCAACACUGAGGAGAUGGGAAGGCUGUGCUACCAUUCACAGCAUGUAAUUGUCAUGAAAUCUUCAUAUAGGUUUCGUUCAAUAAGAUUACAAAUGAGGUGUAUAUUUUA
Messenger RNA from Elaeis guineensis (African oil palm), 1658 nucleotides. RefSeq names its product pre-mRNA cleavage factor Im 25 kDa subunit 2. NCBI's taxonomy places the organism in Eukaryota, Viridiplantae, Streptophyta, Magnoliopsida, Arecales, Arecaceae. Gene Ontology annotation, molecular function: mRNA binding. Gene Ontology annotation, cellular component: mRNA cleavage factor complex. Gene Ontology annotation, biological process: mRNA 3'-end processing. The record is from RefSeq and is a predicted model, not a curated record.